This is a messenger RNA of Brassica napus (rape), 3495 nucleotides long. RefSeq lists its product as uncharacterized. Gene Ontology annotation, biological process: DNA recombination; DNA replication; DNA repair. The transcript is spliced from 9 exons. The record is from RefSeq and is a predicted model, not a curated record. Gene Ontology annotation, cellular component: nucleus. Bases 1050 to 2519 code for a protein of 489 amino acids. Gene Ontology annotation, molecular function: DNA binding. NCBI's taxonomy places the organism in Eukaryota, Viridiplantae, Streptophyta, Magnoliopsida, Brassicales, Brassicaceae.
AAAAAGUGCCACAUAGGCAAAAAAUUCCAGACCAAUCGUUUGGCCACGUCACUGGCAACCCAUACCAGGAAAUCGUUUAUGCAGCCCAGCCCGUUAACCGGUUUCGUUUGCGAAAAUCGUUAAUUCAGUCCAGCCCGUUAACAGGCUUUUAUCCUACAAUAUUAUCCUCGCCGUUUACCAGCACGUGCCUUGCAACUUGCUUUGGCAUAUACGCGUAUCUAUCUUUGUAAACCGAAACAUAAUUGAGAUUCAAUUUGAGUUAAACCGGGCCGAACAAAUUCAACCGGUUAUAAUCUAAUCCUCUCUCAUAAACCCUAAAUUCCCAAAUCAGAUUCUCACGCGACCUUUCUCUCGACUUUUUGCUUCCGGUGUCAAUCUUUCGCUGAUUCUAUACAGAUUCCGUAGAUCUCCAGUUCGUUGCAUCUGCUCGUGAUCUGAGUAAGUAUAGCUUAUCUCUUUUGAUUCAUGAAAAGCCCACUUUCGUGGAUCAAUCUGCUCGAAUUAUACUGUAAUUUGCUUGGUUUCUUCAUGCCUAAUGUUAGUUAUUGAUAUAGCUCUAGAAAGUUGGAUGCUUUGAAUCUGGGUCUUUGCCUAUCCCUUAGUUAUGUGUUUGGUGUCCUUUAGUUGUUAGAAACGAUUGUUAUCAUCAUAUUAGCUUUGGAUCUAAAAGUUCUCUGUUGUUCCAUUUUGUAGGCAGUGUGUCCGUCUUUUUGCUGUUGGGCCAGAUUAAAAAAAUUCCCAAGCCCAUUCCAUUACCCGUUUACGAAGGCUUAAGCACUCUCAUCCUCGCAGUUAACCCUAACCCCGUCUCCCCCAUUUCUCUUACGCGCAUGGCGAUUCUCUUCAUCUCCCCCAAAUCUCCCCGCAAAACGCCUCCGAUGAAAAGGCUUGAACUUCAAUGUUCUCCAUUAAAGCCUCCAAUCAAUAUCAUGACGGGCUUUCCACAUCCCCUCUGCCUUAAAUCUAUCUUCCUAUUUAUACUGAUCUCCCUUACCUCAUAUCAUCCCUUCAAAUCUCUUACCUCAGAUCGUUAGCAAAAUACCCUAAUCAUGUCGAAAGAGACCGCAAUCCGCACGGGCGAAUCUUCUCCUCCCCUCCUCUUCCGACAAGUUUCACCCGGACCCGGCGAUUCGACCCUGCAGUUUCGUCUUCUUCAUUUCUGGGAUGCUCGGAAGAAUGUCAAAGGAGGACCAGGGAUCAUUCUUGGGAUCGAGAUGCUGAUGAUCGAUGCGGAGGGUACUUUGGCUCAGGGGUUCAUCGGUCAGAACCGUCGCAACCAGUAUGAGAAAGAGCUCCAGCGUGGGAGCAUCUACACGCUGACAAACUACUAUGCAUCCAACAACAAGGUGAUGUACCAUGUUGCUGAUCAGAGGCUGGUCAUUUGCAUCUCACACGCUUCUGCCCUGUCGAAGGAUGAAAAAGACAUUGAAGGCAUCUUGAGACAGCGGUUCAGGGUCCGUUCCUUCACAGAAUUUGAAGCCAACUGCGAUCUCAGAGGCGAUCUUCACGAUGUGGUUGGCCACCUUAAGCUGGUUGAUGGCCAGGCUCUCCAUGAGCGUCCUGUUUUGUGCACCAAUGAUGACUCAGCUUCUCGGAAAGUGAUGGUCCAUCUGCAGCUUAAAGACGGUCCAGUGAUGAACGUCUAUCUAUGGGAUGAGGCCGCUGAAAGUUUCCGCCUCAAGUUUGACGGAAGUGCAGUCACUCCAACUGUUCUAUUGGUCACAACGGUGAAUCCUAAGAGGCUCGGUGGGAAAUUGUGCCUAAGUUCAAUGUCCUCUUCAAGAGUGUUUUUGGAUGAAGAGGUUGACCACACGAAGGAAUACUUGGCGUGGUUGGCCACGAACCCUUCUAUAACUUCUUUGGUCAACCCUGUUGAGGUUGUCAAAGCUGAGACUCUCACCAUAGGUGAGAUUGCCGCCUUCCUCAAGCAUCAGCCUGCUCAGGUUGCCUACUUUGACUGCAUUGCCACAAUUGAUGAUGUCAAGCUUGGCACUGAGUGGUACUACAUUGCUUGCAAAGAUUGCCAGACCAAGUUAAACCGUGGGCCUACAACGUUGGUUUGUCCAAAAUGCAGGAAUGAAGAUGCUACUGCAGUAGCCAACUAUCGGGUGGAGCUGUCUGUCUAUGAUAAUGAUGAGCAAUGCACGUUCAUCAUUCUCGGAGAUGCUGGGAAGGAUCUCACAGGCAGGAAAGCAACAGAGUUGAUCGACGCUUAUGUUCAGGAAAAUGGUGGAGUUGCGGCUGAGCUUGAAGUUCCCGUUCCACAGUGUUUCAUUGAUACAAUAGGCCAGACAAAGAAAUUCAGGAUCAAGGUGACUGACUACAACUUCACUUCUACCAAACUGUCUUUCACAGCUACCAAGAUCAUCUCAGCAGCAGAGUUACCACCAAAGAAUCCCCCACUCCAGACGCCACCAGUAACUGAAGUGGCAAACACAGAGUUGGCUGAGAGUAGUGGUGGUGGUCCUUCAGCUAUUGACGACCAGAAGGAAGCAAAGCGUACCAAGCGUAGUGGCUAGAUCACAUGCAGAACUGGUACUCCAUCAGUGGCUGGUACAGACUGCCCAGUCAGGAUGAUUCUCUAAUAACAGUCUACUUAUCUCUCUUUAAACAGUUUGUUUUUGCUUCUUGCUGAGACAGUUUAGUAUUGGAGUUGGUUUGGUUUUCUUAUUUGAGUUGUUUGGAUUUUAUUCACAACUUCGUUAUGAAGUUUAAGAAUGAUCAACAUUAUCAUAUUAAAGUGGUUUGAUUUUCAUUCCUAACUUUUUUGAGUUGUUUGGUCAGCAUGCAUUUUUCAUACGUACACGUUCGUAAGAACCAAAUGCAUGCAUGGAUCAUGGAUUGUUUAAUGCCCAUACUCAAUUGUUAUAUUAUUCUUCUACGUGGUCUACAUUUUAAUCAAAUUAGGACAACUGUAAUUUUAGCUGACAUUUCAUAUACGUAUGGUCAUAUUUUGAAUGUCAGUUAUGAGUCAAAUAGUAUCUAUUGCAUUUAUUAAGAAUUUAAUUUCAUAUAUUCUGCCAUUAAGUUAAAUCAAUGUCGACAUUUAACAUAUGAGAUAUUCGUUUAAGCGCUUAAUUAUUUGAUUCGUUUAGGCGCUUAGUCAAAAUAACAUCAACUAUUCUAAUCUCAAAAACACAAGUCCAUCUCCCCUUACUUUGCAAAAAUUCACGACCCACUAAGCAGAUUCAUUUCUAUCAAACCGUGGAAGUUCUUCAUCUUCAAAAAGUAAUCCGCGUAAGUGAUUUUUUUUUUAUGAGGAGAUGAUUAGAAAGUGCAAAGAUUAUUUGUUUUGAUAUUCUUCUUUUUGUUAAAGGAACAGUUCCCUCAACACCAUGGGCAAAACAACCUCCAAAGAUCCUCCACUUCUAGGAGGUAUUUUGAAUUUAUAAAUUCAUUUUUGAAUUAAGACCUUAUUAUUAUUGAUAUAUUUAAUUAAUACUUUAAUCCAAAUCUCUAAUAAUAACCAAAGGAUUUUCUUUACAGCAUAUAGGU